Molecule: messenger RNA, 1128 nt
Organism: Aphis gossypii (cotton aphid)
Lineage: Eukaryota; Metazoa; Arthropoda; Insecta; Hemiptera; Aphididae
Exons: 2
Coding region: 225-1010 (261 amino acids)
Source: RefSeq, a predicted model, not a curated record
UAAUACAAUAAAACGAAUAAUGUUUGAUAAACUAAACUACAACUCAACGUUUACAAUACAGUAAUAAUAAUAUUUUAAUAGUUUUCUUUUCAAAAAUUCGUGUUACUUUUUCGUACAUCAGAAUAGUGUAGUAUAACUCUUAACUAACUAGAACGAUAAUGAUGUUAGCAAAUUGAAGAAUUCUACAUCAAUUACUCCGGAAGGUCAUUUUUUUUAGCAUAGUGAUGAACCUUUAUUUAUCCCCUUUCAAGAUAUUGACGAUCAUGCUGUUGGCGUUACUCGAAUUUUCCACCGUAGUUGUGAACGCCGCGCCAUUGGCUUUGGAAAACGAAUGGACGGCGGUGGUCAUACCCAUUACACGAGCACCAGUCACUACCCAUCAAGUACGAAAUGCAACGAAAAUCGAACCUUUCCAAAAGUGGUGGAACUCAAUUGCUACGAGUUAUCCGAAACGAUUCUGGACGACGGUGAAUUAUUUCCCCUUAAACAGUACUUUUCGUAGAUUUUCUUACAGUGGUAUGGACUUAAGUAAAAAUUACAAUGGUAAGAAUCCUCACGAUGAAAAAAAAUUUGGUAAAAAUAAGCACGAGAAGAAUAAAGGUGGUAAGAACCGCUACGAUAAACACUGUGGUAAAAACCUUCACCGGGAGCACUGUAGCAAGAACCAGUGUGAUAAGCCCUUUGGAAAAAAUCGCCAUGAAAAGCACUGUGCUAAAAACCAAAACAGCGACGGUCAUCAUGGUAAGAAUUACCAUGAACAAAACAAGCUGCAGAAGAUGAAAAAAUGCAACAAGCGCAAAGAGUUUAUCGUAGACAAUAAGGUUAUUGUCCACAUCAAUAAAAGUCGAACGCCUAGUACGACACUAUUACCGGUAAAAACAACGGUACCAGUUCUGGUCUCGACCACGCAUAAAUGUGUUGAGAAGAGUAGUAUUUUCUCGUUUGUUGACAUAUGUAUACUGAUAUAUUGUAUAUGUUUUUUGAUAGCCGUAUGUUUAAUACGUAUGUGAUAUAAAAUCGUUUUUUUCACUUUGUUAAUUUUUACAUAAUUUGUAUAUACCUAAAACACAUAAUUAUAUUUAAUAGUUCAUUACAGUAUAAUAAUAAUAAAUAUUUAUCUGUGUAAAA